Hypoxylon fragiforme is the source of this 1016-nucleotide messenger RNA. Its product is annotated as putative necrosis-inducing factor-domain-containing protein. Lineage: Eukaryota; Fungi; Ascomycota; Sordariomycetes; Xylariales; Hypoxylaceae. The transcript has a single exon. The record is from RefSeq and is a predicted model, not a curated record. The coding region runs from base 144 to 767 and encodes 207 amino acids.
UCUCUGUGAAGAAAGCUAAGCUAAGCAUCUACCAAUACCUAUAUCAAAAACCUCCUAUCUCAAGACUUAAGUGCAGUGCGCCAUAUUAAUCAAACCACCUAGACCCAUCACAACACACACUUGCGAAAGAAACCACCGUAACGAUGCAUCUCUCCCCCUUCACCACCUACCUCAUCCUCAGCCUCCCCUCCCUCUGUCUCGGCAGCCCCUCCGCCCCUCCGCCCCUCCCCGCCAUCGCCGGGCCCUUCACCACACACCAAAUCCAGCACCCCAACGGCAGCACCGUCAGCCUACACCUCUCCAGCUCGUACCAGCACCACCCAGGCGACGGCGACGACGGCAAAGCCACCACCAACCACAGCGCCGCCCCCCGCCGCCCCCGCCGCCGCUUCCACAAGACCUACAACCACAACGCCACGCACACCGAGAUCUGCGCGGAAACCACCUUCGUCGCGACCUCGACCGCCGACUCGGCGCUGAGCAGCGACUGCUCCGCGAUCGCCGCGGGGCUGCGAGCCGAUCCGGGGUUCUUCGCGACGGGGGACUACGCCGCAGGCCAGGACUACAACUACCUGGCCGUAUGCGGGACGUGCGCGUUCGGCGUGCGCAGUCGGGGCGCCGGGGAGGUCGAUGUCGGGAGCAAGGACGUGGUGGACAACAUUGACGUUUCGGUGCUGCGGUUUGAUCGCGGCGGCCGCGUUGGCGCGACGGGGUCGUUCGCGUGUGGUGGGGUGCCGGUUGACUGGGCUGUGUUGCGCGCGGCUUGAGAACCUAUCUUGGUAGAUGCUUACCUAGUAAUAUACCUAGUAAUAUGAAAUGAAGUUCGAAAUGUAGUCUUCGAAAUUAUUAAAAGGGGGGUGGAUUGCAUCCCCGUGAACGAGAUAUAGGGGGUAAUUAUAGGAGUAAUCCGGCAUGAAACUAACUAGAUUAGGGCCACGGUGUAGCUAAGUCGCCCGAUUAGUUCUUGUGCUUGAUACUAGGCAUUUGAAUUGGAACGGGAUACGGAAUGGAUUUGA